GCAUUGAUGCCUUAUAAUUAGAGCAAGCUGUGGUUCAUAUCAGAUCACAAUUAAGAGAGAUUUAGAGGGAGAGAUAAAGAUGCAUUCUGCAAAGGAGAAACUCAGCAACGUGGCAAGUGCUGCCAAGGAGCACGUAAACAUCUGUACAGCCAAAGUUGAAGAAAAGGCGGAGAAAGCGGCGGCGAGAACUGAGGAGGAGAAAAAGAUAGCAGUGGAGCGCAGAAAAGCCAAGGAGGCUGAAGCCAAAAUGGAGCUGCACCAGGCUAAAGCCAGGCACGUGGCCGAGAAUCAGCCCGUGGUUGGAGGUACACAUGGGCAGCAGCCCGUUGGAACUGCGGCUCCUAUGGCUGGAGCAACUGCUCCAACUUACCCGCUAGGAGGGCACCGUCCCGGGCACAAGUAUAUGUAGAUGGACCAUGUUCAUGAUUUCCAGUAGUUUUGGUGUGGGUUUUUCUUUUCUUUUCUUCUUCUUGAAGUGGUCGGUUAAUUUGCA
Molecule: messenger RNA, 493 nt
Organism: Juglans microcarpa x Juglans regia
Lineage: Eukaryota; Viridiplantae; Streptophyta; Magnoliopsida; Fagales; Juglandaceae
Product: late embryogenesis abundant protein 18-like
Exons: 2
Coding region: 80-409 (109 amino acids)
Biological process (GO): embryo development ending in seed dormancy
Source: RefSeq, a predicted model, not a curated record